AUGGCAUACAGUUCCUCCAGUGACGGGCUAAACACCCGCGAUCUAGAACAGAAUGACGGCCACAACUUUCUCAUGAACAACUCGGUCCAGAUAUUCUCGUGGAAUGAUCUCACUGUCACCGUUAAGGACCGGCGGACGAAACAGCCUCGGAACCUGAUUGAGAACAUCAAUGGGAGCGUGCAGCAAGGGGAAUUAGUUGCGCUUAUGGGCCCAUCGGGCUGCGGCAAGACAACACUCCUCAAUGUCCUUGCGCGCCGCGCCGCCUCGUCUGGUGCUAAGUCUUCGGGCCACUGCUAUAUCAACGGCGGCGAGAUUGAAAAUGCGACUUUCGGACGCGUUACAUCCUAUGUUGAGCAGGAGGAUGCGCUUAUUGGGUCGUUAACGGUGCAGGAGACGUUGAAGUUUGCGGCUGACCUAUCUCUACCGGGGUUUGUGAGGAAUUCGGAGCGGGUUGCACGAAUAAAGAUGCUUCUCGAGGCUUUCGGAAUUCAGAACCAGGCAUCUACACUAGUUGGGACUCCGAUUAGGAAGGGCAUCAGCGGUGGACAGAAGAGGCGGGUUAGCGUCGCCAGUCAGCUUAUCACUUGUCCGAAGAUUCUGUUUCUCGAUGAGCCCACCAGCGGGUUAGAUUCGACUGCAAGCUAUGAGGUCAUCUCGUACAUCAAAAAAUUGGCUAGGGCUAAUAAGCUCAUCAUUAUUGCGAGUAUCCAUCAACCGUCUACAGCGACAUUCCAACUUUUCGAUAAGUUAUUGCUUCUUUCCGGCGGCAAAACCUGCUAUUAUGGCCCGGUCAGGGACGUCCCGUCAUACUUCGGUGGCAUCGGAUAUCCUGUGCCGCCUCAAACCAACCCUGCAGAGUUCAUGCUUGAUAUUGUCAGCUCUGACUUUGCGAGCAAUAAGUCUUCGAUGCAGGAUGACGUGACGAAAAUUCAAACUGCAUGGACGCGGUCUUCGCAGAGUGGUGGACUAGUUCGCCAGAGCGGGGAGCUCGCUGAAAAGAAUAGCAGGAACAUUAAAAUGGAUGAGACUAGUCGGCCAGGCUUGUUGGGUAUAACCCUUUCCCUCCUCCAUCGCUCGUUCAUCAAAAGCUAUCGCGAUGUUGUGGCGUACGGCAUCCGGAUAGUCAUGUACAUGGGUUUGGCAAUUAUGAUGGGCACUGUUUGGCUACGGCUAAAGACGGAUCAGGACUAUAUUCAGUCAUUUAUAAAUGCGAUUUUCUUCGGGUCAGCAUUCAUGAGCUUCAUGGCCGUCGCCUACGUCCCAGCUUUUCUUGAAGACCGUGCAACAUUCACAAAAGAACGGGCUAACGGACUAUAUGGCGCGCUCCCAUUCAUAAUCUCAAAUUUCAUCAUCGGCCUCCCAUUUCUCUUCCUAAUAUCCAUCCUCUUCUCCAUCCUCUUCCUGGACCUGGUCGCCGCCGAGUCCCUCGUCGUCUUCGUCACCUCCAUAUUCCCCAACUUCGUCAUCGCACUUGCCCUUGUCGCAUUUGCAAACGGCCUCUGGAUGAGCGUCGGUGGGUUCCUCGUCUCGCCUACAAUUUUGAACCCAUUCUGGAAAUAUGUCUUCCAUUAUAUUGAUUAUCAGGCGUACGUCUUCCAAGGAAUGAUGGUCAAUGAAUUCGCCUCCCGGACCUACUCCUGCGGUGCUGGCUGUAACUGCAUGUAUACGCCUGAUCCUGCGAGCUACUGCCAGAUCCGCGGAACGGCUGUUCUUGAGAAGUACGGGUACGCGACGGGCCGCACGGGUAAGUGGGUUGGCAUCCUCAUUGGGAUUAUUGCGGUCUAUCGCCUCUUCGGGUUUGUGGUGCUGUUUUUGAGGAAGAGGUAG
Messenger RNA from Aspergillus versicolor CBS 583.65, 1827 nucleotides. RefSeq names its product putative ABC transporter. The record is from RefSeq and is a predicted model, not a curated record. Gene Ontology annotation, cellular component: membrane. Bases 1 to 1827 code for a protein of 608 amino acids. NCBI's taxonomy places the organism in Eukaryota, Fungi, Ascomycota, Eurotiomycetes, Eurotiales, Aspergillaceae. Gene Ontology annotation, molecular function: ATP hydrolysis activity; ABC-type transporter activity; ATP binding. The transcript has 9 exons.